This is a messenger RNA of Medicago truncatula (barrel medic), 2949 nucleotides long. Its product is annotated as formate--tetrahydrofolate ligase. The coding region runs from base 526 to 2625 and encodes 699 amino acids. The record is from RefSeq and is a predicted model, not a curated record. NCBI's taxonomy places the organism in Eukaryota, Viridiplantae, Streptophyta, Magnoliopsida, Fabales, Fabaceae. The transcript has 6 exons. Gene Ontology annotation, molecular function: formate-tetrahydrofolate ligase activity; ATP binding.
CACGUUUCCUUAACUCACCAUCUUGUUUCCAUCGAACUUCCUCACAGCCGCCGGAAAGGCCCAUCGCUCCGCCGCGGAUUGCUGCCGAUGUAACCUGUUCUUGAAUUGAUUGCAUGUAAAAAUUAAAAUUCAAAAUGAUUCAUGCAUGCAUAGAAUCUGCAACGUGUCGGCGGUAACAUGCAACUGGAAUCUGUUUCUCAUGGCGGAGAUAACGCAGCGGAAUUAAAACAUUGUGGUGGCACAUUCCGGUGAAGGUAACAUGCAGUGGGACGGCGGCGAACUGCAUGUCCUUGGAAACGUGCGUGUCUAUAAUUUUAUUUUUGUUAAAAAAACUAAAUAGUGUUUAUUCAAUCUGAGCCAUUGAUUUAUGAUUUACCACAUGGCGUACAUCUAAGCAAAGAAUCGGGAAAGUGGAUGAAACAUUGACUGGAGCAGAUCCGAAUUCCAUCCAUCCAGAGACCCCCCGAAUUCAUCUUUGUUUACUCGACAGACAGAGAAUAAAAAGUUAAAAAGAUUGAACCAAUAAUGAAUGCUGAAAUGCUCCUCCAAUCAAAUCCACUGAACGUGUGGUCAAUUUACCAUUACACCCCUCCUCGUGUUGGACAUUCUUCGUCAAACACCCACAGUUUCGCUCAAUCACAAUCACAAUCACAAAUACAUAUCCACUCUUCAUUCUCAUCCUCAAAACUUUAUCCAAAAUCAAUGAUGACUUCUUCUUCUUCUUCUUCAGUGAUGAGAAAGCUAGAUGUUGUGUCUCCUGUUCCAUCAGACAUAGAUAUUGCUAACUCCGUUCAACCUAUUCACAUCUCUGAGAUUGCUAAUCAUUUAAAUCUUACUCCCAAUCAUUACGACCUUUAUGGCAAAUAUAAGGCCAAGGUUCUGUUAUCCGCUCUUGAUGAACUGCAAGAAUCAAAAGAUGGGUAUUAUGUUGUGGUUGGAGGCAUUACUCCAACUCCUCUUGGUGAAGGCAAAUCUACUACUACUGUUGGUCUCUGUCAAGCAUUAGGUGCUUUUCUUGAUAAAAAGGUGGUCACCUGCAUUCGUCAACCAUCACAAGGACCUACUUUUGGAAUCAAAGGAGGUGCAGCUGGUGGUGGUUAUAGCCAAGUGAUUCCCAUGGAUGAAUUCAAUCUUCACCUAACAGGAGAUAUACAUGCAAUAACUGCAGCAAACAAUCUUCUAGCCGCUGCAAUUGAUACCAGAAUUUUCCAUGAGUCAACACAAUCAGAUAAAGCUCUUUUCAACCGGUUAUGCCCUCCAAAUAAGGAAGGAAAAAGGAGCUUUAGUGAUGUCAUGUUUAGGCGUCUCAAGAAGUUUGGCAUUUCAAAGACCAAUCCAGAUGAUCUUACACCAGAAGAAGUAAAUAAAUUUGCUAGGCUUGAUAUUGACCCUGAUUCUAUUACAUGGAGGAGAGUAAUGGACAUCAAUGACCGGUUCUUAAGGAAAAUUACUGUUGGCCAGGGACCUGAUGAGAAAGGAAUGGUACGAGAAACAGCAUUUGAUAUUUCAGUUGCUAGUGAGAUAAUGGCUGUUUUGGCAUUGACAACAUCCUUAACUGAUAUGCGGGAGAGGCUAGGGAAAAUGGUAAUUGGAAACAGCAAGAGUGGUGACCCUGUAACUGCUGAUGAUCUAGGUAUUGGAGGUGCUUUGACGGUUUUAAUGAAGGAUGCCAUUCACCCUACUCUUAUGCAGACUUUGGAAGGAACUCCUGUUCUUGUCCAUGCAGGUCCAUUUGCAAACAUUGCUCAUGGGAAUUCUUCUAUUGUGGCUGAUAAGAUUGCACUCAAGUUGGUUGGACCGGGUGGAUUUGUAGUUACUGAAGCUGGUUUUGGUGCUGAUAUUGGAACUGAAAAGUUUAUGAACAUUAAGUGUCGGUAUAGUGGUUUGACACCUCAAUGUGCAAUUAUUGUUGCAACAAUAAGGGCACUGAAAAUGCAUGGUGGAGGGCCAGCAGUUGUUGCUGGAAAACCUCUUGAUCAUGCAUAUUUGACCGAAAAUGUUGCUUUGGUUGAAGCUGGUUGUGCGAAUUUGGCAAGACAUAUAUUAAAUUCCAAAGCUUAUGGUGCGAAUGUUAUAGUUGCUAUCAACAAGUUUUCAACUGACACUGAUGCCGAGCUAAAUGCGGUUAAAAAAGCUGCCUUAGAUGCUGGGGCUUAUGAUGCUGUUAUAUGUAGCCAUCAUGCCCAUGGUGGCAGAGGAGCAGUAGACCUAGGCAUUGCAGUUCAAAAAGCUUGUGAGAAUGCGACACAGCCAUUGAAGUUUCUAUAUCCUUUGGAUAUUGGUAUAAAGGAGAAAAUAGAGGCAAUAGCAAAGUCAUAUGGAGCCAGCGGUGUUGAGUACUCAGAGCAGGCCGAGAAGAAGAUUGAGUUAUAUACCAAGCAAGGAUUUUCAGGACUUCCAAUCUGUAUGGCCAAGACUCAGUAUUCUUUCUCAGACAAUGCUGCAGCUAAGGGAGCUCCAACUGGGUUUAUCUUACCAAUAAGGGAUGUAAGAGCUAGUAUAGGAGCUGGAUUUAUUUAUCCUUUGGUUGGAACAAUGAGUACCAUGCCUGGGUUGCCAACAAGACCGUGCUUCUAUGACAUUGAUCUGGACACAACAACUGGACAAGUCAUUGGUCUCUCUUAAUUAAACCUCUAUCUAGUGGACCAUGCUCUAUCAAUUGCAAAACCUUCUCGAAUGCACGCCAAUACCAAAUUCACAAGUGCCACAGAUGAUUUCCGCAUUUUCCUUUGCUGCUGGUGAUCUGUAUGAAUGAAAUAAAUAUCUGAAGAGAUAUGUGUAAUUUUUGUUUAUGUUGUCAUUUCUUAUAUGAAUAAUUCAAUUGUUGUAAAACUCUUCGCAGCAAAUGCAUAACAGUCAGAGUUCCUGAAUAUAAAUGGAAGAAAUGCAGCAAAUGCAUAACAGUCAGAGUUCCUGAAUAUAAAUGAAAGAAAUGAAGUUUCAUCAUAA